This is a messenger RNA of Labeo rohita (rohu), 2109 nucleotides long. It is a transcript of the gene khdrbs1a, whose product is annotated as KH domain containing, RNA binding, signal transduction associated 1a. Gene Ontology annotation, molecular function: mRNA binding; poly(A) binding. Gene Ontology annotation, cellular component: nucleus. Gene Ontology annotation, biological process: regulation of alternative mRNA splicing, via spliceosome. The record is from RefSeq and is a predicted model, not a curated record. Bases 145 to 1275 code for a protein of 376 amino acids. NCBI's taxonomy places the organism in Eukaryota, Metazoa, Chordata, Actinopteri, Cypriniformes, Cyprinidae. The transcript has 9 exons.
CCACGUGACGUCAUUUCCAUCUGCGCCAUUACCCGCCGUUCCCUUUGUUAGGACGAGUAGAAAAGCCUCGCACGCGUCUUCAGCAUCAGUCUCCUGCAUCGGCCGUUUGAAUUCUCCGAAGAAGCCCCAUAAACCGCGAGCAACAUGGAUGUGAAUAACAGCAACAAUAAGCGAAAGAACAGCGCCGGGGAUAGUAAAUAUCUGCCGGAGUUACUGGCGGAAAAAGACAGCCUGGACUCUUCAUUCACGCACGCCAUGAAACUCCUGUCUGCAGAGAUUGAGAGGGUCCAGAAAGGUGAACCUAAAAAAGAGUCCGAGACGUAUCUGGAUCUGUUCGCCAAUAAGAACGUAAGGGUGAAAGAGAGAGUGCUCAUUCCUGUGAAGCAAUAUCCUCGGUUCAAUUUUGUGGGAAAGAUUCUGGGACCACAGGGCAGCACCAUCAAACGUCUGCAGGAGGACACCGGUGCGAAGAUCUCCGUGUUGGGCAAAGGAUCCAUGAGAGAUAAGAACAAGGAAGAGGAGCUGAGGAAGGGAGGAGAUCCAAAGUAUGCUCACUUGGCCAUGGAGCUGCACGUGCACAUUGAGGUUUUUGCUCCAAUUCCUGAUUGUUACCUGCGUAUGGCCCAUGCCAUGGAUGAGGUCAAGAAGUUCCUAAUGCCUGUGGAAGGGAUGGAGGACAUGCACCCGGAAGCUUUCAUGGAUCCAGGUUUUCUGAAUGGCUCUCAGGAUAUUCCCGGGCCUGGCAGAGGCCUCCCUCCUGGCCGUGGCCGUGGUGGCCCACCACCCCCAAUGGGCCCUAGGGGUCGUGGAAUGCUGCCUCGUGGAGCACCACGUGGAGGAGCUCCAAGAGGAGGUCCAGGACGUGGAGCUGCAGCAAGGGGAGCCCCAGCAGGACGCGGAGGUCCACCACCCCCUACGCAAUCCAGAGGAGGAGCAGCUGCUCGCUCAAGACCACCAGCUCCGACUCAGAGGAUGACACCAGCAACCGCUCUCUCUCACCAACAACACGCAGCCAAACCUGAAAGCUACGGCGAAUAUGCAUAUGAAGAACCAUACGCAGAGCCUUCCUAUGAAGGGUAUGAGAGCUACUACAGUCAGCCUGCUCCACAGCCAGACACAGAGUAUUAUGAUUACGGUCACGGAGAGGCACAAGAAACCUACGAGUCUUACACUGAAGAUGACUGGGAAGGUGGUGCUUGGGGCGGCACCGGUGGAAAGGCUCCACCUGCCCGUCAGGGCAAAUCGUAUCGGGAGCAUCCAUAUGGCAGAUACUGAAAGCUGUCCGUCACUACGGUUGCCUGGCAACUUCCUCCCCUCGUAACCUCUUGUAACCUCCUAAAGUAAUUCUAGUUGUUAUUUUUGUAUUCUGUUUCGGUUAACACUCCUUUUUAAAUAUUCUCAAUCUACUCUUUAAGUAGGAUGAUGACCAUAAGUUCGACGUGACUCAUUUUAGAUUUGCAAUUAUAUGCUGUGCUUAUUCUCUUUGCAUUUCUGUUUUAUAAAUUGUUUUGCUGUUUUUGUUCUUAUUUUAAAAAUUUUUUUUUUUUUUUUUUUUUUCCCUUCUCUGAAAAAGUUGCUACCUGAAUGCUAGAUAAUUAGCUGAUGGCCAUGUGUAAAAUUACUUGCUAAAAAAUGAAAAAACAUGCCUGUUAAUGUCACUUAGACUUAUUCCAAACGCGCUUUUGUAAGGCAUAACAACAACAAAAAAAAUCAAGGAAUGCACAAAAAUACUAGUUCCUGUACAAAUCAAUCUUUUUGCUUACUUUUCAAGUAACAAAUUCCUUUUGGUUUGAGGUUAUUUUAUUGUUUGAAAAUCUCGUAAAAAUUAAAACUUCGCAUCUGCUGAUUCGUUUUGUUAAAUGAGCGAAACCAAUAUCGCAAAGUUUGUAGCUUAGAAUUACUUGUAGUCAGAUAAAAGUACAACCCUCUCAAAUCUUUGUACAAUACUCAACUAUUAGAAACCUUGUUUUUUUUGGUGUUUUAUAGACUUGCAGUUUCCGAAAUAUUAGCAAACUUGUGUGCAUUUCCUAACUAGGAAACUAAAUAUGUCCAAAAUGUGUCCCUAUCAGUUUGUCAAUAAAGCAUAGUUUUCUUUUACAGCCUUCAAAA